Wyeomyia smithii (pitcher-plant mosquito) is the source of this 3506-nucleotide messenger RNA. RefSeq lists its product as uncharacterized. The coding region runs from base 686 to 1807 and encodes 373 amino acids. The record is from RefSeq and is a predicted model, not a curated record. Lineage: Eukaryota; Metazoa; Arthropoda; Insecta; Diptera; Culicidae. The transcript has 3 exons.
UGUACGUACUGAAAGGAUUUCAUUGAUUUCGGGAAGCACAGGACUAUACACCAAAAAGAGAAAAGCAGGAGAGAUGUUUACCCGCAAUUGGGUGAGUGUGCGGACAAGCAAUAUGAGAGGCGCUUAUCUGGCACGAACCGAUUGUGGAUGGAAAAUUCAAGUCAGUGAAGAGAAAAGCCUAAACCACACUAUGCGGAAGAUCCUGGGUGGCAUCGCACAUAUAUCGGCAUCCGAACAAAAAAAAAAUUGUCGUCUGAUGGAAAAUUUUGCUAUGUGGUCCAGCACGGUUUCUAAAGUGAAAUAAUUACUUUGUAUCAAACUUAAAGUGCAGAGAAAAAUAUUAGUGACAAAAGAAGCUGUGGAAUAGUUUCUGCUUUAGAAGUUUAUCGAUAUUAAAGGCUGGAUUAAUACAGAAGGACAUGUUAUAAAGGGCCAAUUUUGAUUCGCGACAGGAUCUCGUAGGUGUAUUCAGUGGUGGUUACAUAUACCUUUUUUUCGAUCGGUUUCCUUGACUGUUGCCAUUUUGCGUUUCGUAUUCCGCAGCAUAACGUAGUGCCAAUCGAGAAGAAAAACUAAUGAAUUCGAAUGCUGCUCUUGAUUGGUGAACAAGGAAGGAAUAUUAUAUACGCAGAUUAACACAAGUGGGAUUACGACACAACAUACCAGAACAAUUGAUUGCCCUCAAAUGACGUCGCCGAAGAAUCUAGCAGCAUUGUCUACCAGCCACAACAGUCACAACAACACCAGCUCCAUUACCAGUGGCACUAAUAGCAGCAACCAGAUCCCGUCCGCCUUGACCGUGUCGAACCGAAUCCUGCGGUCGCCGUCACACGAAAGUUUUUCCACAGAUUUAUCAUUGAUUUCAAUUUCGGUCUCAUCGAUGACGUCGGACGCGACCAGCGUGUUGAAUCGAUCCAGCUGCAGCCUGCUGACGAAAACCAUGGAGGACAAACUAGGAAAUCUGCUGUUGAAGGAUGCCAAAAAGAAUCGAUCUUCAACGCUGACAGAAAAAUGGAGCGAGAGCAACGAUUUAAUUCGCAACUGUGCCACACUGUCAGCGGCUCUAGGCAUCCACAAGAGCUUCAGUACAACCGAUAUCUACCAGUUGCCAUCCGAUCAGCACAAUCUUGGCGGAAGACUUUCCACUUCCGAGCUUGCGUUGACCCCGUUCCAGAAGGCCGGCUACCUGUUCGAACAUCCCCGUCUAGACCACACAUCCCGAUCAUACUCCACUUGGGUUGCGGUGGGUGAGCUGGCAUCUACUUCACAACUGCCUUCGCCUCACGGUGGGCAAUCUUCCAACCAGGUUCCAACGAUCUGCAACUCCACGCCGACGCCUAGCUUCACCGUUUCUGAUUUGAUCAGCUCCGUGAACAAGAAAAUCCGCCAAAACUAUAUCCGGCGACGGCUUUACACUACCUACCGUGCCAUCGAAAGACUGUCCCAGAGCGAGUUCAACCUGGACCGCCUGGAAGCGGCUGCUUUCGCCGCAAACAACUUCAGUAAUCCUGGUCCUACGGAGUUGGUCGUUCCAACAACACACGCUUCUGCCUCUCCCAUCGGGGGAAAAUCGGCAAACAUCGACGUUAGUCCGGUGGCAACGAGCUCCGCUAGCCCAUCUCCAGAUCCGUCUGCAGCGCUACACUCGAAGAAAUCAACCAGCAAGUCACAUCACGCCAAAAAGAAUCUUACAUUUUUGGACAUCGAAAGUGAACGAGGAAAACCUCUGUCCAAGUAUGAGCGUCACAUGCUGAUCUUUAACUGGCUGCAUACCAUCGAUGAUGCACCAAUAGAAAUUGACAAUUGAUUAAGCUUGGACAAUGCAGAUGAGCCUGGUAUCGAGAGCAGCGUCGAUGCAAGAGUACAUCGACAUGUAAAAGGGUCGGAUACAACCGGGACCGGAAAGAUCGUGUACUACGAAGCCGAUGAGACGAUCAAUUAAAGAUGCAGAGCGGUCCGCGUACAUGGGAAACUAUGGUUAUCAAUAUAAAAUCUCAAUGUUUAACUCAUUGCUGUUAUGCCGUCUAUAGAGAUGUAAGUGAAUCCAAUGAAACUUAAGAGUAUUUCGAAAACGCAUACAAUAGGAUAGAUUGCGUAUAUGUAGAUGUUACCAGUAGGUUUAGAUGAGUAACUGGGCUGAACAAGCGUAAAGCUUGCGACCUUUUGCGGCUUCUAUUGUUUAGUCGGAUGUAGGAAAAAGGAUAUCGAUUAUCAGUUGCGCAGGGUAGGUACUUAAAUAGAGGAAUAAAGAGAUGUCAGCGAGUAAACAAUAUUUGAAAAAAAAAAAUCAAAAUGCUGGCCCCAUUAAAAAAGACUUCCAGAUUUUUGUUUGAACGGUCGCUUAAGUUACCGGUCACUAAAAUUUUUGCUUGAAUUCUGAGAGGGUGCAGCCAAAGGCGAGGUAAAUCGGUCUCAUAUUGAGUAUUUAUUUACUGUUUCUAUCUUGGCAUUAUACCCUCUGCUAGAAGACUGACAAUCUGUCGUUCAUAUAAUUACAAAUUACCCGGCCAGAUAAAAAAAGUGUUUCACGUUCUCUUACACUACACUUACAGUUUUUCUAGUGCACGUUUCUAUCUUCAACGAAAUAAAAAACGCUGGCCUCCAAAUAAUGUUUAAAAACCUCAGAUGCCUACUUAGUGUUUUCAAAAGUAAACUAUGCACCCAAAAGCCAAAAAUAUGUGAAUCGCAAACAAUCAAACAACAGCCAGUUAGUUAUCUUUUCUUUUCAGCAUCCCAGAAGAUGAGGAGUUGGAAUAUUAUAUAGGUACGAAAGGUGAACAUCCAGAUGUACUUGAACUGUAGCUAGUCGUAGAAUAAUAUAGUUAUCUUAAUAAUUCCAACCAGUACUAGCGAUUGGAGGCUACAUUUGCUUUUUUAUAAACCGAGUAAGUAAGGAUAUAGUUUAACUUUAUAUACAUUCUCAAAGAAAACUGUUUUGUGCUAUAAUCAGCUUUUUAUAAACACUUAUAAAACAAUGCUGUAUGAAAAAUGUAGACAUUGCUAACUAAAAAAAAUCGACAAGUGUUUAAAAUUGCGGUCCGAGAUUUAGAAACAAGAAACCGUUUUUUUCGGAAGAUCAAUAAAAUAAUGAGCAAACGUGCAGAAAACUGAUUGAGACCAAAUUGGACUAUUUUUUUCUGAUCCUCCGAAAAACAGUAUAAAGUUCGGUUUGAUCUUAGCUCGCGGGCUUGAAUGAUUGCGAAGCUGGUGAACUAGCUCUAUGUUACCCUUACGAUGAUAAAUCGGAUGAAAGCUAUAUGGAAAUGUGAAUGCGUCGCUGAGCAGCAACAUAUUUUGCAACAUAUUUUGAAAAACGAAAAUGGUACCUACAUACCUACAUAUGUUUGUGUCCUACUAUCUGUAAUGGUGCGAAAAUGAAGACUCGCUACCUUCUGCAGCAGCAAAGUCGAAUAUGACAACUAUGUCAAAGUAAAUCGUUUAAUAUCUUAUAUUAUUAUUAUGGCAACUAGAAAAAAAAGGUCUAAUAAAAUUAUGGGAAACUUCAA